UAAGCUACGGCCUCCGAAUUAUAAGUGCGUGUGUUGCGUGCUCGUCGUUCUUGUUAACAGACAUUAGAAAAUCAUUUGGCGACGGGCAUUUGUGCAAAAGAAAAAAUACCUAAUGUUAAUAAUAAUAAUGGCCGUGUGUUCAUCUAACAAUCAAGAAAAUUGGCUUUAGAAACAAAUAAACAAAAAAAAAAAAAGAACAUUAUUUUAAGCGUACAUUUGUGCGUUAGUUGAAGAAGAAAAACGUGAAAAAGCAAAAGUCUCCUAAUGCUCGAACAAAAACUCGAGAUUUCGAUUUUGCCGCGACUUAUUUAGAUUAAAAACCAAUUACAUCUUCGUGGAGCUGCACAAAAUAUGGUUUACUUCAGUCCUCGUGGCAUGCAACCGUGCAGUCCCUUGGGCAUUAUUGCAAUAACUAUGCCACCUUCGAAGAGCCCUAUUGUGGAAACUGCUACUAAUCACAAGAUGUCUCUUGAAAUUUUUGCCGAUAGCAACGCGUCAACGCCGGUCGAUUCCAAAACACCGAAUAUUAAACAUGUCUCAGCUACCACCUCCACGCCUCUAAGUACUCGGAAUUGCCCUUUAAAAUUUUCAAUAGCAAAAAUUAUGGAGCCCGACCAACGUUCGAAUGGGGCAACGAUCGACUCAGAACGUUCGUGCAGCCCCAUUGAAGUUACGAGUGAUGAUUCUGAGGCUUUAACUCUAGUUAACUCCGAAAAUUACGAUUCGGCGUUUAAGAAAUAUGUUCCGUCUUCGUCAACCGCCGCAGUUCAGCAAUUUGUGUCCGCACGACAUCAAGAACUGUUAACGCAAUAUCCCUUGCUCUAUUAUGCAGCACCCAAUCAACUUAUGUGCGCUGCGGCUGCGGCCCAAUAUGCAGCCUUGACGGCACAACAACAAAAUCUGUUAACGGAUACAAACGCCACUGUAACCCAUUUAAAUAACUUUACUGCUUCGCUAAGCUCUUUGCAUCAUCAAACACUAAGGCGUCAAUUGAUUACACCUUCCGCUUCUACUCACCAUUUGGCGGCAGCAGCUGCCGCAGCAGCUCAGGCUGUGCAUCAUCAAACUAUGAUCAAUAGCCACUCUCAGCUGCAUCAUGUCUUAGAAAAGACUCCCGCUAGCCACAAGGCAAGAGAUUCUGUGAACACUUCUGCCUAUCAUCAGCACCCACGUAAGACUUCUUCUCCUCCCACCCAUCCAGCAACAACAGCUACUACUAUUAAUCCUGAUCCAAGUACGCCUCCUGACGCCCAAAGGCAUCGACCCGAUUCUCCCAGCUCAUUGGAUGAUAGUCCGAUUGUUAGUGGAGGCAAGCAGAAAACGUUUUCAUGUCUAGAAUGUGGUAAGGUCUUCAACGCCCAUUACAAUCUGACCCGUCAUAUGCCAGUACACACGGGAGCCCGUCCGUUUGUGUGCAAAGUAUGCGGCAAAGGAUUUAGGCAAGCAUCAACUCUGUGUCGACAUAAAAUCAUUCAUACGUCUGAGAAGCCGCACAAAUGUCAAACUUGCGGUAAAGCUUUCAAUCGGUCUUCUACUCUAAACACGCAUACUCGUAUUCAUGCCGGUUAUAAACCCUUCGUAUGCGAGUAUUGCGGUAAAGGUUUUCAUCAAAAGGGCAACUACAAGAACCAUAAACUUACUCACAGCGGAGAGAAGGCAUACAAAUGCAGCAUUUGCAAUAAAGCAUUUCAUCAGAUCUAUAAUUUAACUUUUCACAUGCACACUCACAAUGACAAGAAACCAUACACAUGUCGAGUUUGCGCAAAAGGAUUCUGCCGUAAUUUCGAUUUGAAGAAACAUAUGCGUAAGUUGCAUGAUUUAGGUAGCAUUAGCAUUGACGAAGAAGUCUCUAGCGCGCACAUGGAAGCACGUCGGGAAUACAACAGACAUGAAUCCUCCGUAGAAUACCGUAGCGCCAGUCUAAUCAAUUCGAAUUCGUCCGAUUCAUCAUCACCGCCUAUCAAUGUCACUACUCCCCCAUUGUCAAGCAACGAAGGAAGUAGCUCAGCAUGGCCUACCUCUACGCAAUACCCAAUUUUAAGUUCCGCUAACAACACCAGGCUAUAUAAUCAUACCGGUCACUUACCCAACAAUUACAGAGUGGCUUCUGAGUAUGGAAAUGGCUCGACGUUCAUAAAUUUUACUCAAACGUCUACGUCCGGAAUUCAUCUCAGUACCGCCCCACCGACGACACAUCAUCUUGCUUUGCAGCAACAACAAAGGCUAUCAACCGCUGCGGCAGCCGUGUCAGUAAUGGAUAAUGUUCCCUUCAUAGCUAAAGUAUUUUGACAGAGGUACUAUGCCGAUUCUCUGGCUAAUAGCAAUCGUGCGUUGCAUGGCCCGCCUACGAAUGCCGCAAGUUCAUCAGCGUCAAUGACCGCAAAAAGUAUUUUAAUAGACUGACUGCAAUUUGUGGCAGCUGCAGCUGCAGCGUCCUUACCAGAGCGUAUACCAACGAUAGAAAUGCAUUCGGAAUACGGAUUAGGCGCAGUAAACCAACGUGUAUUUAUUGUGGAUCGAGAAGAAGAACAAGCGAACAGUAAAAGAUCAUUAGUUGCUAGUGGAAAUUUGGGAAAUUCUGUUCGAACAUUACAUGACUUUUUCUGAGGCUUCAAUAAAUAAUGAAAUAAUGCUGGCUACCCAUUUACCUACUCAUCCUAGACACAAUAACGUUAACAUGCAAAUAUGACUGACAAAACGAAAAGAGAUCGAUAACAACAUUUGCAAAUUCACCAGCGUUUAAAGUAGUCAACCCAAGAUCCUGCAGGUACGCUUUCCUUGAAUGAAAGACUUAAAUACUUUUAUAUAAGGCUUGAGAUUCGAACCACAUGCCAUAAUAAACAUCGCAUGUGGUUAGCUAGAUAGAUAGAUUUUAUCUUUGCAAUGUCCUAUAAAUACUCCAAGCCGAGAAUAGGGCUUCUAAAGAACCAGCUAACAAUAUUUAGAUUCAGUAGAACGCUACGUGCCGAAGAGCGGAUGUCUUUUGGUAUGAAGAAAAUGUAGUGUUUAGAUCCAUUUCUAACUAUUGGAACAAAGCUCGCUCAUUCGACAAAGCCAGAUACCGCGACAUUUUUAAAUCGAAUUUGAAUUCUUUUGAAUUAUAUUAGACGCUCUUAUUCGCACAUAAAUUGUCCAUUCGGACUUAUUACUACCGCUACUACUAUCUUCAAAAUUUGCCUACAAUCUCUCUCUCGUUAUAGUGUAGAUUAAAAACUUUUAUUUAUUAUAUUUUUCGAAUAAUCAGCCAAGUUGGAAAUAAAUAUAAGGAUAGGAUGUUCGUCAGAAAAGAUUAUAGGUAAGGGGAAGGAAAAAAAAUAAUGAGUGAAUAAUGUUGACAUGAGUGCGGCUUACAUGUUUUAUAUCUCCACAAGCUAGUUAUGCCAGAGUCUCUCUCUCUCGCGAUUAAGGAAUAAACAGCUUCAAUAAAGUGUGAUACCUUGUCCGUGUAACUCUACGAUAAAGAGGGAGAAAGAGAUGGGGAAAUCCAGUAGCAUUUCUAAAUAGGAAUUCCUGUACGUACAUAUGGCGCAUGUCAUGUGGAUAUUCAAAAAAGUUGCAAUCGCUGGACAUAAUUGCUUCUUUCGUGAGCCUCUGUACGCGGUGGAGAACCCUACCCACAUUAUACGCUUAUCUUGGCUCAAUAGAGGUAGGGCUAGAAUGAGGUCUUUCGACACUUUGCGUUCUAUUACAGUCCACGGCACUGCUCUCGGAUCGGUAACAAUAGGAUAUAGAAAAAUGCGAACAAAGUAUUUUUUACUACAACUUGCACGCGCAAUUUUCGUAUGAAAAUUUCAAAAAUUUCUGAACUUUCGCUUAGGGUUUUCAUCUAACAGCGAAGGUUGGCUUUUUACCGCUGGAAAAAAAUGUUAAGCACGAGAAUCUUUGCUAGUUGUCUAACUCUUACGGGAAACUAAAAAUUUCUUUGUAAUUUUAUAAGAAAAAUGCAAUAUAUGAUGGAAGAGAGUGUUUGAUAGGCAUGCUUUCCGUGUUUGUAUGUGUACGUGUGUGCGUGUGCGUGUGUGUGUGUGUGUGUGUGCAUGUGUGGAGAUUUUAUGGCGUUUAUAGAGUGAAGCGCAUGUUGCUAUAUAUAUUUACAAAUUUUUUUGUUAAACUUUCUUCUAACUUUAUGUAUAAAAUUCGUGAAAU
Glossina fuscipes is the source of this 4146-nucleotide messenger RNA. Its product is annotated as fez family zinc finger protein erm. The record is from RefSeq and is a predicted model, not a curated record. Gene Ontology annotation, cellular component: nucleus. NCBI's taxonomy places the organism in Eukaryota, Metazoa, Arthropoda, Insecta, Diptera, Glossinidae. The transcript is spliced from 2 exons. The coding region runs from base 352 to 2289 and encodes 645 amino acids.